CCCCCCCCCUGCCGUCAGUCCGAGAAGAUGGGUCCCUGGAAGUGCUUGUCUUUCGUCCUGUCCCUGUCCCUCCUGGGGCCGGUCCCGGCAGAGAAGCUGAGGUUCGACGACCACGCCGUCCUCCGCGUCGUGCCCGAAACCGCCGAGGAACUCCUCGAGCUGCGAUACUUCCAGGACUUGCAUCCUGAGUUGGACUUCUGGAGCGAGCCCACCAGACCGAACGCAGGCGUGGACGUCCGGGUGAGCCCCGAGGAACGAGCCGCCGUCGAGGACGAACUCCGCUCCCUGGGAUUCUCCAUCCGCGUCCUCAUACCCAACGUUCAAAAGCUGAUCGACGAGCAGCGAGUGGCACCCCUCGGAAGCAAGAUGGCCUGGGAGGAAUACCAGCAAGUUGACACG
This is a messenger RNA of Darwinula stevensoni, 399 nucleotides long. The record is from the annotation of a GenBank genome assembly. NCBI's taxonomy places the organism in Eukaryota, Metazoa, Arthropoda, Ostracoda, Podocopida, Darwinulidae.